Molecule: messenger RNA, 4563 nt
Organism: Cornus florida
Lineage: Eukaryota; Viridiplantae; Streptophyta; Magnoliopsida; Cornales; Cornaceae
Product: probable LRR receptor-like serine/threonine-protein kinase At3g47570
Exons: 5
Coding region: 287-3637 (1116 amino acids)
Biological process (GO): protein phosphorylation
Molecular function (GO): protein kinase activity; protein binding; ATP binding
Source: RefSeq, a predicted model, not a curated record
UGUCAAAAAUUGAUAAAUAAAUUAUUUUUAUUAAAUUUUAAUAUAUAUUUUUUUCAUAAAUAUUUUAGGACAACUAAAAAAACACAUAAUAUUUUCAUUUUCCGCUCAAACGGAACCUAGUGGAAAACCAUUCUAAUUUGUCAGUGUUCAAGUUCUCUCAUUAUCAUUUGUCAGGAAGAAAAAAACAAAAACAAAAAAGGUUCCUUUGUAUUCUCCAGCUACGAUUUCAUUGUUAAUACGUCUCCUCCCCCAUCCUUGUUUGUCAAACGGAGUCCAUAUUGCAGUUAUGGAGAAAACUUCCAACCUCUUUUCAACAGUUGCAGUGUUGAUGGUGCAGUUUCUUAUGGCUUGCUCAGCUACGAGUACUCCAACCAACAUCACCCGUGAUCAAUAUGCUCUUCUAGCCUUGAAAUCCCAUAUCACUUUUGAUCCUAAUGUCAUCUUGGCUAAUAAUUGGUCCACAACUACCUCCAUUUGUAACUGGGUAGGUGUUACUUGUGGCACUCGCCACCUAAGAGUCACUGCCUUGGAUAUUUCUAACAUGGUUCUUCAUGGCACCAUUCCUCCACACAUGGGUAACCUCUCGUUUCUCGCUUCCCUUGACCUUAGUAAUAACAGUUUCAGUGGUCAUCUGCCUAACGAGUUGGUUCAUCUGCGUCGAUUGAAAUUCUUGAAUUUUGAAGUUAACAACUUUAGUGGAGAUGUUCCACCAUGGUUGGGUGGCUUAUCUAACCUUCAAACCUUGCUUCUUUCUAACAACAGUUUUGUUGGUACUAUCCCAUCUUCCCUCUCUAACAUCUCAAAGCUAGAGACCUUGACUUUAAGGUUCAAUUUUCUUCAAGGAAAAAUUCCACCAGAGAUUGGUAGUCUUCAUGACCUAAAGUUAUUAAGCAUGGGACAAAACCAGCUUAUGGGUUCUAUUCCACCCACCAUCUUCAACAUUUCUUCUUUACAAAUAAUUUCUUUUACGAAUAAUCGCCUAUCUGGUAUGCUUCCCGUGGAUUUGUGCUAUCGUCUUCCAAAACUCCAAGAAGUUUAUUUAUCCUUCAAUGACUUUUAUGGCCAAAUCCAUUCAAAUUUAUAUAGAUGCUUAGAGCUUCUCUUUUUGUCGCUGUCGUAUAAUGACUUCAGUGGUCAAAUUCCUAGACAGAUUUGGAACUCAACAACGCUUAAGGAGUUAUAUCUCGGCGGUAACAACUUGAAAGGUGAAAUUCCUAAAGAAAUGGGUAAACUUCAGAGUUUGGAGGUAUUAGCGAUAGAGGGUGCUGGCCUCACUGGUGUGAUACCGCAAGAGAUUGGAGAGCUUAGCAAUUUGAUGAGUAUAGUAUUAGAUACAAAUAGCUUAACAGGCCACAUCCCUGCAACCAUCUUCAACAUUUCAGCACUACUAGUGAUCUCACUUGUGGAUAAUCAUCUUUCAGGCAAUCUUCCAUCAAGUAUAGGCAGUGCACUGCCCAACCUCGAAGAAUUUUUACUUGGAGGAAAUGAUCUGAGUGGAUUUGUCCCCGACUCUAUUUCAAAUGCUUCAAAACUCAGACUUUUGGACCUUUCCUCUAACAACUUCACUGGUUCAAUGCCAAACUCAAUUGGUUACUUACAACUCCUCGAAGAUCUAGUCCUGGCUGACAACAAUUUUGUCAAUGAAUUUUCUACUCCAGAACUGAGCUUCAUCACUUCAUUGACUAAUUGCAGACAUCUUAGACGACUUUGGAUAGCUGAGAAUCCUUUAAUCCACAGUACUCUUCCGGUUUCCAUUGGGAAUCUCUCUGCUUCUCUUGAAAGUGUGGAGGCUAGUGCUUGUGGACUUGAGGGAAGUAUUCCUAAUGAAAUUGGUAACUUGAGCAGUUUGGCAUUCUUAUAUCUACAACGCAAUGGCUUAACUGGGGUUAUUCCGACAACGUUCAGAGCGUUGAGUAAGCUCCAAAGGUUGGGUCUUGGGAACAACAGAAUAAAAGGAUCUAUCCCAGAGUAUAUGUGCCAAUUAUUGAACCUGGGUGAGCUACGUUUGAGCCGAAAUAGACUUUUUGGUCCCUUACCAGAAUGCUUAGGAAAUACAACUUCCCCAAGAUAUCUAUUUCUAGAUUCCAACAGAUUUGGCCCCAGCAUACCAACAAGCUUGUGGAACCUCAAAGAUCUUUUGCUGCUCAACUUAUCCUCAAAUUCAUUAAGUGGUCAUAUAUCCCCAGAAAUUGGGAACUUAAAGGUUGCAAUACUAAUAGAUCUAUCAAUGAAUCGAUUCUCGGGGGAUAUUCCAAGCACAGUCGGAGGUCUGCAAAGCAUAACUAAUCUUUCUUUGGCAUAUAAUAGUUUUCAGGGACCUAUUGUAGAGUCAUUUGGAAACUUGGUGAGCUUGGAAUUUUUGGAUCUAUCUCAUAACAGCCUCUCAGGUGUGAUUCCUACGUCCUUACAGAAACUGUCGUAUCUUAGAUAUUUCAAUGCAUCCUUCAACAGACUAAAAGGUGAAAUUCCCGCUGGAGGACCUUUUGAAAACUUCACAAGUCAAUCUUUUAUGUCAAACAAAGCAUUAUGCGGUGUUUCUCGUUUCCAAGUUCCACCAUGCGAUAGUUCACUUGGCAAAUCAAGAAAGAAAAGAGUGCUUCUAGUCAUAUAUAUCGUGUUUCCCAUCGCAUCAGUACUGGCUGUCAUGAUCUUCGCAUUUGUUUUCAUAAGAUGUCGAAAGAGAAGAAAUAGAAUGCCAAUUCAAACAGAUGUGUUAUCUGCAAUUACACUCAAAAGAAUUACAUACCACGAACUUCUACGAGCAACCAAUCGGUUUGGAGAAAGCAACUUGCUUGGCAUGGGAAGUUUUGGUUCAGUUUACAAAGGUACAUUAGUGGAUGGGACUGUCUUGGCAAUAAAAGUCUUCAAUUUGCAGGUUGAAGGUGCUUUCAAGAGUUUCGAUGUUGAAUGUGAAAUAUUGCGUAACAUUCGCCAUAGAAAUCUCACCAAAGUUAUCAGCAGUUGCUCUAACUUUGAUUUCAAAGCCUUGAUACUUGAGUACAUGCCUAAUGGAAGCCUUGAAAAGUGGUUGUAUUCUCACAACUAUUUCUUGGAUAUUUUACAGAGAUUGGACAUAAUGAUAGACGUGGCAUGUGCACUGCACUAUCUCCACCAUGAUUAUUCAAUGCCUGUUGUUCAUUGUGAUUUAAAACCGAGUAAUGUCCUUUUAGAUGAAGAUAUGAUUGCACAUGUGAGCGACUUUGGCAUAGCGAAGUUCUUAGGAGAGGGGGAGAGUACUGCAUUAACAAAAACUCUAGCAACAUUCGGUUAUAUUGCACCAGAGUAUGGAAUGGAAGGAUUAGUAUCCACAAAGUGCGAUAUUUAUAGUUAUGGUAUUAUGUUGAUGGAAACAUUUACAAGAAGGAAACCCACCGAUGAAAUAUUUGCUGGAGAUAUGAGCCUCAAGAAUUGGGUUAACCGGUCAUUGCCUAAUGCAAUAAUUCAGGUUAUAGAUUCGAACUUGUUAAGGCCAGACGAAGCAGACUUCAUUGCAAAGUUGCAAUGUGUAUCAUCCCUCAUGGAAUUGGCUCAGAAUUGCUCUGCAGAAUCACCACAGGAGAGAAUCACCAUGAAAGAUGCUCUAAUUGCACUCAAGAAGAUCAAGCUUCAAUUCCUCACAAAUCGCAAAGGGACUUGAAGACUCCGACAGGAUCGAACCCUUGUAGCUCCUCGUAUUCAUUAUAAUAGAAUCCUGCUGCAAAGACAUUUGCUUUCAAGACAGGCAAUCAAGGUAGAGAGAUGUGUCUAUAUCCACUUAUAUAGAUCAAAGGAGUCUGCACAAAUAAAUAAAUAAAUAAAUAAUUCAUGAGGAAGCACAUAUAAACCUAACUUAUUAUUAUUAUUAUUGUUAUUAUUAUUAUUAUUAUUAUUUUCAUUGAACAACCGUUUAAAUAUGGUUUCUUGUUUGGAAUACUUUUAAUAUUUGUAUGUAAUGUUCAUAAUAUAUGUGGCAUGUUUGGCUGCUGCAUUAAUAAAAUUAUAAUGUUUGUAUGUAAUGUUCAUCCAAACAUUAAUUGAAGGAACAAUUAACUAAUUUCACAAUGAACAUAAUAAACUAAUUUCAUCCAUCAUAUUCUCAUUAGAACACAAAUAAUUCAUUGCAUAGAAAAAUAAUAAUAAAAAAAUAGAAGUGUAAUAAUUAAGAUUCAAAAAUUUUGCCCAAAAACUAGAAUAAGAAAAAAUUGAAAAAUAUAGAAUCCAAACAUUAUAAAACUGAAGUAAUAAAAUUAAAUAAGGAAAGAAAAAAAAAAUGUUAAAGCACAUACAUCAAUACAUCAUACAUAAGAAAUUUGAAAAAGAUAUAACAAAAAUAAAAGGAGAAGAAGGGAGAAAAAAAAAAAAAAAAUGAGAGAACUUUGAAAGAGAAAAAAAAUAAGAUUUGCUUGAGGAAGAGGAAUAUAUAUAAUUUUGAAGGAAGUUAAAGGAAAUAGAAGAAGAAGAGUAAAAGAGAAAAAUAAAAAAUAAAAAAUAAAAAAAAUAGACAGAUUUUUUCUAAAAAAAUAAAUUUCAGAAGGGGCAUUUAUUAAUAUUUUACAAAUAUACAGGCAAAAAUAAAAAAAAUAU